Molecule: messenger RNA, 1282 nt
Organism: Drosophila innubila
Lineage: Eukaryota; Metazoa; Arthropoda; Insecta; Diptera; Drosophilidae
Product: UBX domain-containing protein 1
Exons: 3
Coding region: 142-1122 (326 amino acids)
Molecular function (GO): protein binding
Source: RefSeq, a predicted model, not a curated record
UUGCGCGUUGUACAACACUAGCAACGGGGCAUUGUUUUUGUGUGUCAUUAUUGCAGGAAAAUUAUUAAAGAAAUUGAAUACUGUCGUAAAUUUUACGUUUUUUCUUGAACUUAAUAGUGACUAUUACGUUAAGCAACAGACAUGAGCGAUGUACAGACUCUGAUGGACAUGGGAUUCCCCAAGGAUCGAGUGGAAUAUGCACUGCAGGUGACAAGUCACAAAGGUGUCGAGUUGGCUAUGGAAUGGCUGUUGGCUCAUGUCGAUGAGGAGAUUCCCACUCCAGGAGGAGGAGCAGCAUCCGGAGGAGGAGCAGCACCGACAGAAGACAAUGCGCCCAGCAGCAGCGGAGGAGCAACUGAUGAUGCAGCCGGAGGAGCUGCAAUUGCCAAAUCUCUCAAAUGCGACGAUUGCGGUAAAGUGCUCAAGGAUCAGACGGAGGUGGAAUUCCAUGCAGCCAAGACAGGACACAGCAAUUUCUCCGAGUCCACGGAGGAGAAGAAAGCACUCACCGAGGAGGAGAAGAAGGCACAACUCGCCCUUAUCGAGGAGAAGCUGAAACAGAAGCGUGUGGAACGCGAGGAACGCGAAAAGGUUGAUGCCCUGGAGCGGGAACGUAAUCGCAUCCGAUCCGGCAAAGAUAUGAUAGAGGCUCGUCGUCGCAUGGAAGAGAUCGAAAUGAAGAAGAUAGUCGAUCAGCGCAAGCGCGAAAAGGAGGAGGAGAAAGCGGCUCGGGAUCGGGUUCGGGCACAAAUCGAGGCUGACAAGGCGGCUCGCAAGGCCAGGGAACUCCCCGCACAGUUGUCGGAUGCGGUGGCUUCGGUCAGCUCCACGACUACGGCCAGUUCGCCGACUGGCGUCAAGUCGCCGCCGCGGGAAUACACGGAGACCCGGAUCCAGGUGAGACUGCAGGACGGAUCGACACUCGCGUCCGAGUUCAAUGUGAAGGAACCGUUGUCCGCCGUGCGUGUGUUCAUCCAGGUGAAGACGGGCAUUGAAACUCCGUUCGCUUUGAUGACUUCGUUUCCGCGCAAAAUCUUUGCGGAUGAUGACUAUGAGAAGCCGCUGGAGGUUCUGGGUCUGGUACCAUCCGCUGUCGUUAUAAUGACCAAGCCAGCUGCGUAAAUUCAUCGAAUCACAAAUUCAACAACAACACACAAAACAUUUAUAACUAUAUAUAUAUAUAUACAUAUAUUUAAUAAAUAUGGCGCGAUAUUUCCAGUCUUCCGUCGGACUGGGGCGAUAAAUCCACGAUUUUAUAUAAAAACCACAAAUCUUAAUUCAA